AUGUCGGUUGAAACAAGCGUAUCAGCUCCACCACUACCAAUUUCGCGAUAUGGAAAUAUUAAUUCCAUCAAACCUAUCCCUAUUCAGAAAAGUGGCACAUUAACAAUCAAAGAGUUGAGACCGUGGAUCCGUGGUUUUGAUAUAACAUGUAUCAUACUUCAACAUUUGUCCCGUCGUAUUUUAAAGACUCAACAAGAAGUGGAACUUCAUAGUUUCCUUGUUGCAGACGAAACAGCAGUUUGCACUUUGGUUAUAUGGGAAAAUGGGCAGCAUUAUCGAGGCGGUGAUAUUGUACAGAUAACUCAUGGUGAAACGAGGGUACAUGAAGGAUCAUUAGAAUUAACGGUAAAUAAGAAUUUUGGAAAAAUAAACAUAAUUGAUUGGGACACGAUGUAUUAUAAGGAAGAAGAAGAACCUAAUUUGAGCAGUUACACAUGGAUACUAGAUGAAAGUGCGCCAAACACAUAUGCAAAAACUUUCAAAGCAUAUGAUCGUUCACUACAACCAUACAUAAUAGAUUCAACGAUACCUAAUGGAUCCUCAUCAAGCAUAGUAAAACAAGAAUCACCGGUGGUUUCGAUCAAACAAGAGGAGUCUACAAAGACGAUUAAAAAUGAAGAGGAUGGAACACAUGGGGGCAUUCAACAUUUACCAAGAGAACGUGGAACAUCAACUCAUCAAUCAAGAUAUAAUGGUAAUGGCAAUGGUAAUGGUGGAGGACAGGAAGCAUUUGGGUCUCAGUUUGAUUCCAGAUCGCAGCAAAUGUCACAAUCCCCAAGAAAGCAGGCAUCGCAGCAACCGUCCCAGGUAUCGCCACAGCAUAAUGAUCGCCCGCGACCUCCAUCAAGACGUAAUACGAAAUAUACAAGGCGUGAUAGUUGGCGUGAUCUGGAAAGAGGCGUCGAUGGAGGGGGGGGAAGCGGUCGUCAAGAUCGUGAUAAUCGCGAUAAUAGAUCUAGGAAUCAAGACAUUAAUAAGCGCGCGGGCGGUGGUGGAGGUGGUCGCAAUCAACCGCAUUUGGAUAGGCCAGUUGAAGAAGGAGAAUUGACUAAUAUUGAUUUUGUCACACUCGCUACAGGAUUAAAUCGAUCUGACAAUCAUGACCUGAAAGACAUGCGAGAUUGUGUGCCACAUAAAAAGCCAAGAAUUGAGUAG
This is a messenger RNA of Funneliformis mosseae, 1155 nucleotides long. Lineage: Eukaryota; Fungi; Glomeromycota; Glomeromycetes; Glomerales; Glomeraceae. The record is from the annotation of a GenBank genome assembly.